Messenger RNA from Opisthorchis viverrini, 2873 nucleotides. RefSeq lists its product as hypothetical. Gene Ontology annotation, biological process: negative regulation of cytoplasmic translation. NCBI's taxonomy places the organism in Eukaryota, Metazoa, Platyhelminthes, Trematoda, Opisthorchiida, Opisthorchiidae. Gene Ontology annotation, cellular component: nucleus; neuron projection; cytoplasm. Bases 121 to 2316 code for a protein of 731 amino acids. The transcript is spliced from 8 exons. Gene Ontology annotation, molecular function: mRNA regulatory element binding translation repressor activity; translation factor activity, RNA binding; ribosome binding. The record is from RefSeq and is a predicted model, not a curated record.
GCCAGCUGGUGAAGACGUGCACUGACUGACGCAAGCAGAUCAGUCUAAAAUUUUACUGAACGACAAUCCAGUUUUACUUAUAUCGUUUUGUCUCAUACGUUUGCGAUAAGUAAUUUUCCAAUGGACUCAAAUUGUUUCUGGUCGACACCUAGGAGACAAAAUCCCAGUCCCUUUCACGUGCACACUAAUGAUGGCAACGUGUCCUCGCAAACACCUGGACUGAUUCGGACCACUGCAUCCGUUGAUUCCGUCCAGACGCGCUCGCCCUACAACGUUUCACCCGCGAACACAAAGAACCCCGAGACAAGAAUCGGAGGAGGACGCCCAUGUCUAGCCGGCACACAAACGGCAUACCACCAAGCAAACCAACAUACAACUGUUACAGAAUUGCCUAAUAUCAGCACCUUCGGUGAUCUCACACACGAUUCGAGCGGUUUCGCUUCACUGCUGGUCGAUCAGAAACGUGCCCAGCACCAGAAACUGCGUUGUUUGAGACAUGUGUUGUGUAUGCCUAACCAUCGUUUGCCGAAGAGUGCUGUUUUUCAUACCGAACUCAGAGAGAUGACCAACCCUCCACUUGUUGGAAUGGGCACAGCAACCCAAGAACUACUGACUCGUCUGUUGGCCAAUCAAUUUCCCGAGUUGGUCUUCAGUGCGAGCAGCCUACCUGCAGAACUCAAACAGGAGCGUCCCAAUUGGAGUACUGAGUCGAACUCCUCACUGUCUCGACCAACUUUACCUGCAAACCGUUCGCCCAGACCGUCAGCAAGUGUUGAACCUCAGACGGAACUCACCAGUCUUAGGGGAUCGGGACAAACAACACCCAUGCAAGUCAGUCUGGAUGAGGCAGUGAGGGGGCCUGGCUAUCAACCACCAGGUGUUGGCACUUCUGUGGAUGGCUGUGUCGGACAAACACAAGACAUUUUGUUGGAAAGAAAUGACCGUCCUAACAGAGUCGAUUCGUCCGUAACAACGUGCUAUCCACCAACAGCCAGUACACCGCCCCGCAAUAACGCAGAUCUACACAGCACAAGACCAGUGAAUCACUCCGGAACGGGCACAACCAACCCUGUAGCUAUGCUAGCCGGACUGUUGGGCACCAGUGCGGACCAGCUCCUCGGAUUGCUCAAUAACCAACUGAGACAAUGUAUUGGAAACGACACUGGCUGCGCUCCUGCACUUUCAGCCUUAUUGGCGGGUCUACAGGAAACAGCAAUGACAAAUCGGUGCAGACAAUUACGGGAGCGAACUUCCAGUGUGAACCAGCUCAAUUUAUCUUCGUACAAUGAAAACGGCAUAGUACCAAAUCUGACUCAACAAGCGAUGGCAUCUACCAGCAACCUGAAUGAAGAAAUAGCACGUCUAGCGGAACCGUAUAAACGUUUUCUGUGCUCCUUAGAAAGUGAUAUUGAACGGGCUGCAAACGUCUAUCGCACUUCAGCAAGUACCCUUGCACAGAGGAGAGAAGCGGCUUACCAUUGGUCAGGAAAGCUACCUGUUCGGGUUUGUCGUUCAAUGGCGUUUUCAAGGAAAGUUUUUCUCGGUGGCGUUCCAUGGGAUAGUACCAGUGAAGAUCUGAUUAUGGCGUUUUCUCGUUUUGGAAAUGUGACAGUGUCGUGGCCCCAACAGGAUGCAACCCAAUUCAGUGCGAUUCGAAGUCGAAACCCAUCACCAAAAGGUUACUGUUAUCUCAUUUUUGAUCACGAAUCGUCUGUGACCGAUUUGAUCGACGCGUGCGUUCGGGACCCAACAAGGGGAGGUGAUUACUACACAAUUUCCAGUUCGCGCUUUCGAUCAAAAGAUGUUCAAGUCAUUCCUUGGGCGAUAAGUGACAGCCAGUAUACCAAAUCGGGUCCCUAUAGACCAGACACAAAGAGAACAGUCUUCAUUGGUGCACUGCAUGGCAUGAUCACUGCAGAAGCAUUGGUUACCAUCAUGAAUGAUCUUUUCGGCAACGUGAUUUUCGCCGCUCUCGAUACCGACAAAUACAAGUACCCGAUUGGUUCCGGACGGGUGGCAUUUUCAAGUUACAAAAGUUACUUGAAAGCUGUUACAGCCAACUUCGUGGAUAUACGCACAUCAAAGUUCAUAAAAACCAUUCAGAUUGACCCCUACCUUGAAGAUUCGCUCUGCAAUAGCUGUCAGAACAGUCCGGGAAUAUACUUUUGUCGAGAUUUCGAAUGCUUCCGUUACUUUUGUCCCGCUUGCUGGCAACUAUGGCACAAUUCGACUGGGAGCUUGUUCGCCCACAAACCGUUACGCCGUACAUUCAAACCGAUUCCGGAGCGUCAAUUGCCCAGCCUUAUCAAACACUGACCAACAGUCUGUCUGUCUCCAUUCAUAGGCGGUUUUAUGUUGCUGUGUUUAAAGUCUACUUUCUGUUUGACCUCUCGACCUGCCGUUUUACGGAUUCCACUCACAAUCACAUGAGAGUGAAAAACUCCCGGAAUUGUUAUGAUUUGCUUUGUUAUUUACAAUAGUUUGAUAUUUCCUUGACUGUCGACCGUCGUUGAUUCAAACAAUGUGGGUAAUAAAAGGAGACAAAUCAAUCGGGUGUCGAGGCACUUCCCUGACGGUCGUCAUUUUUACUCUGCACGUGUGUUGCGGCCAACGUCUUUUCAUCUUCGACUGUCUGUUUUCCUUUCAGCUGUCAACUUUCAUUUUAUUAGAAUGUUUCGUGCUUCUAUCAUCCGUCUUGAUUCAUACACCACUUAGUUUGCGAUCUUGAUUUUGAACUCGGAGAGUUUAUCAAUGACUGUUGCAAUCGUUCACUGUUUGAGUCGAUUCGAAAUGUGCUUUUACUAGCGCUAAUCAUUACUCCGUUUUCUCUGAUAUAACUAUACUGCUGUUUUUCCCUAAUAAAACUACUCACA